This is a messenger RNA of Arachis ipaensis, 1515 nucleotides long. Its product is annotated as pentatricopeptide repeat-containing protein At3g29230. Lineage: Eukaryota; Viridiplantae; Streptophyta; Magnoliopsida; Fabales; Fabaceae. The record is from RefSeq and is a predicted model, not a curated record. Gene Ontology annotation, biological process: RNA modification. Gene Ontology annotation, molecular function: RNA binding; protein binding.
AUGCAGAGGAACGGUGUUUUUUCAGAUAGCUUCACCUACACGUGUCUGUUGAAAUCUUUUGACGGUUAUAGCUGUUUUCGGAUGGUGCAGAUGAUCCAUGCACAUGUGGUGAAGUUUGGGUUUUUCGGGAGUGAUAUAUUUGUGCCGAACUCAUUGAUAGAUUCGUAUUGUAAAUGUGGGGGUGCUGGAAUGAAUGCGGCAAUUUGGUUGUUUUUGGAGAUGGAGGAACGGGAUGUGGUGACUUGGAACUCUCUAAUUGGUGGGUUGGUGAGAGGUGGUGAGUUUGAGAAAGCCUGCAAGGUGUUUGAUGAAAUGUCUGAGAGGGAUGUGGUUAGUUGGAACAUCAUGUUGGAUGGGUAUGCUAAGGCUGGGGAGAUGGGGAAGGCGUUUGAGAUGUUUGAGGGAAUGCCCGAGAGGAAUGUUGUGUCAUGGGCGUCGAUGGUUUGGGGUUAUUGUAGAGCCGGGGAUAUGAAUAUGGCGAGGAUGUUGUUCGAUAAGUGUCCUGGGAAGAACUUGGUGAUUUGGACCACUAUGAUAUCUGGGUAUGCUGAGAAGGGGCUUGUUAAUGAGGCAACAAAGUUGUAUGAUAAGAUGGAGGGAGUUGGGAUGAGGAUUGAUGAUGGGUUUCUGAUAAGUAUUUUGGCUGCAUGUGCCGAGUCUGGAAUGGCUGCAUUGGGGAAAAGAAUUCACGCUUCUGUUGAGAGGCGGAGGUUUAGGUGUAGCACUAAGGUGUUGAACGCAUUCAUCGAUAUGUAUGCGAAGUGUGGUUGUGUGGAUGUUGCCCUUGGUGUCUUUAGUAGGAUUGAAAAGAAAGAUUUGGUGUCUUGGAAUUCCAUGAUUCAAGGGUUAGGCAUACAUGGACGUGGUGAGAAAGCACUUGAGCUUUUCACGAGGAUGGUACAUGAGGGUUUUGAACCGGACAAAUAUACAUUCAUUGGUCUUUUAUGUGCUUGCACCCAUGCAGGCCUUGUCAAUGAAGGGCGUAAUUACUUCUAUUCAAUGGAGAAAGUGCAUGGGAUUGUUCCUCAAGUUGAGCACUAUGGUUGUAUGAUUGAUCUUCUUGGUCGAGGGGGACACCUGGAGGAAGCUUUUCAGCUUGUGCGCAGCAUGCCUAUGGAGCCAAAUGAAAUAGUCUUGGGAACUCUUUUGGGGGCUUGUCGAAUGCAUAAUGAUGUAGAUCUUGCAAAAGCUGUGUGCGAACACUUGUUUGAGUUGGCACCCCUGGAUCCUGGAAAUUUCAACCUUUUGUCAAACAUUUAUGCUCAAGCAGGGGAUUGGGUGAAUGUUGCUAGUGUAAGGUGGCAAAUGAAGAACACAGGAAGCCAAAAGCCUUCUGGAGCUAGUUCCAUUGAGGUAGAAGAGGAAGUGCAUGAAUUUACAGCAUUUGAUCAGUCACACCCUAAAUCAGAUGAUAUAUAUAGAAUGAUUGACAGAUUGAUAAAGGACAUUAGGCAGGUUGGAUAUGUUCCAAAGGCUUACGUCAGCCGAAGUGAUGCUUAUAGUUUUAACUUUUAA